GCGGGGCUGGAGGCGGCCCGAGGCGGUGAUGGACGUGUUGUCCAGCGCCGAUCCCCGCCGGGCCUGCGAGCCCUGCCCGUCCCAGCUGGACCCCAACGCCUCUUCCUCCACCUCUUCCUCCUCCUCCUCCUCCUCCUGCGGGCGGGAGGCCCCGCCACCGCCCCUUGUGCUGCCCUGGGCCCGCUUCUCCGCCUGGCUCGAGUGCGUCUGUGUGGUCACCUUUGACCUGGAGCUGGGCCAAGCCAUGGAGCUGGUGUACCCCUCAGACUUCCGACUGACAGAGAAGGAGAAAACCAGUAUCUGCUACCUGUCCUUUCCGGACUCCUACUCAGGCUGCCUCGGGGACACCCAGUUCAGCUUCCGCCUGCGGCAGUCCGGCGGACAGAGGAGCCCCCCACCCCCGGAUGACGGGGACUACGCCCGGAGGGCCCCCGCGACGCUGCAGCGGGAGCCGGCCCAUUACUUUGGCUACGUGUACUUCAGGCAGGUGAAGGACAGCUCUGUGAAGAGGGGCUACUUCCAGAAGUCCCUGGUGCUGGUGUCUCGCCUGCCGUUCCUGAAUCUGUUCCAGUCGCUGCUCAGCCUGAUCGCCCCCGAGUACUUCGACAAGCUGGUGCCGUGCCUGGAGGCAGUGUGUAAUGAGAUUGACCAGUGGCCUUCACCGGACCCGGGGAGGACUCUGAACCUGCCGGUCAUGGGAGUCGUCUUGCAGGUCCGGAUCCCAUCCCGCGUGGACAAGCCCGAGGCCAGCCCCCUGAAACAGUUUAACCAGGAGAACCUGCUGCCAGCCCCCGUGGUGCUCCCCAGUGUUCACGAGCUGGAUCUGUUCAGGUGUUUCCAGCCAGUGCUGAUCCACGUCCAGAUGCUGUGGGAGCUGAUGCUGCUGGGGGAGCCCAUCGUCGUCAUGGCCCCUUCUCCGACCAUCUCUUCCGAAACGGUGCUGGCCCUGACCAGCUGUCUGGCCCCUCUCAAGUUCUGCUGUGAUUAUCGCCCCUAUUUCACCAUCCAUGACAGCGAAUUCAAGGAAUACACUACCCGCACCCAGGCUCCACCGAAUAUUGUCCUGGGGGUUACGAACCCUUUCUUUAUCAAAGCGCUUCAGCACUGGCCACACAUCCUUCGGGUGGGGGAACCGAAGCUGUCAGGGGACCUUCCCAAGCAAGUCAAAGUUAAGAAACCUACCAAGCUCAAGACUCUAGACACCAAACCAGGGCUCUACACGGCCUACAAAACCUUCCUGCACAAGGACAAAGCGCUAGUCAAGAGGCUACUGAAGGGCAUCCAGAGGAAGCGGCCUUCAGAGGUGCAGAGCGCCCUGCUGCGACGUCACCUAUUGGAGCUCACGCAGAGCUUCAUCUUCCCCCUGGAGCACUACAUGGCCAGUCUCAUGCCCCUGCAGAGAGCCAUCACUCCUUGGAAGAACCCCCCUCAGAUCCGCCCCUUCCAGCAGGAGGAUUUCAUGAGGACCCUGGAGCAGGCAGGCCCCCAGCUCACCUGUGUUCUCAAGGGCGACUGGCUGGGCCUGUACAGGCGUUUCUUCAAGUCCCCCAACUUUGACGGCUGGUACCGCCAUCGGCACCGGGAGAUGACGCAGAAGCUGGAAGCCCUGCACCUGGAAGUCAUCUGCGAGGCGAACAUCGUGGCCUGGAUGAAGGACAAGUCUGAGGUGGAGAUCGUGGACCUCGUGCUGAAGCUGCGGGAGAAACUGGUGCGUGCCCGGUGCCACCACCUCCCCGUGAAGGAGGAGACGCUGCAACGGGUCGGCCUCUACAUCGAAACCAUCAUCGGCUCCUUGCCUGAGGACCUGCAGGCCGUCCUGCACCACCACUGAGUGGUUGCCCUCCAGCCAGCCACCGGGCCCUUCUCCCGGACCCACCCACUGCUGUGGGCAGAGCCAGGAGGGACGCUGGCCUCGCUCCUGCUCCGCCCCCUUGCUCCCGUUCCUCCCGCUCAGGAUUGAGGCACGCUUUUCUGUGCGCCCGGCUCCUGGGCACCCGGAGGUGACCACCUCCACCGGCGCUUCCAGGCCUGGCCCUCACGGCAGGCAAUCUCAAGCUGUGGGCUGAAGAGGGUGGGCACUGGCCCAGUCUUGGCUCAGCGUGCUCCCGAGGAUAGAGAGUGUUCGGCCUCUGCCCACCCCAGGUGUGGGAGGUGAGGGCAGUGAGAAGCAGGGUCCAGUCUUCCAGUGGAUAGUGAUUGGGCCUGGGAACCCAUCAGAGCUCCUCAGAGCCAGGCUUUCUACCCUCAGGGUACCCGGGUGGGGCACAUCAGAGCCUCUUCCUCUUCCAACAGAAGCUGGUGGGAUCUGGGCAGGGUUCCCCGGGGUCAGCAUAGGUCCCCCCACCCCCAGGUCUGAAGUUCAAACCCUGCUCUCCUCUCCAGCCUCCCUCACCCCCCGAACACGGGUCAGGGGUGAACCUACAUGGACCGGCCCUCAGGAGGGGGUGCUGGAGCUGAGGGAAGCCAGGGGAGGGGCACAGGCUCAAGGGGGUCUGACUGGGUGGGCGGUGAGCAGGAUAUCAGGGGGUCAGCCAAGCACAAAUAGGUUUGUGGAGGAAGUGUCCCCUGGUCCUGGGGUUGGGGGGCACUCUAAGGGACGGCUGCCCCCACCGACUCAGCGCCCCGGCUGCAGAUUCUCCUCCAGCACGCCACACCCGCUGGCAAGGGAGCAGCCUCCCUGCGUGCUUCUUCCCGCCUCGGACCGGGGCUUCCAGGCUAGUAAACGAGACCGUUUAAAACCGA
This is a messenger RNA of Tachyglossus aculeatus (Australian echidna), 2742 nucleotides long. RefSeq names its product DENN domain containing 6B (gene DENND6B). Gene Ontology annotation, cellular component: recycling endosome. The record is from RefSeq and is a predicted model, not a curated record. Gene Ontology annotation, molecular function: guanyl-nucleotide exchange factor activity. The coding region runs from base 29 to 1831 and encodes 600 amino acids. Lineage: Eukaryota; Metazoa; Chordata; Mammalia; Monotremata; Tachyglossidae. The transcript has 20 exons.